AUGCUGGCACCCACCAGAAGGGUGGUUGCUGCCCCUGUCAAAGAGAUAGAACGAAAACUGAAGCAGUGGAGUCGCGUUGCAAAUAGUGAAAUGCACAAGUACCUGAUUGGAUAUACGCCCCAUGGGGAGCCUAUAUACUCUACUGAUCCUCCACAUUCUUAUUCGCACAUGCUUCCGCAGCAGUAUUUACAGCUGAAAGGACGUAUGGUGGAUGGGACGCCUAAAUUUUCUAACACUGUUCCGGAGCAUGCACCAGUGUAUAAUUCGCCUAAUCCCAGUUCUGCCGUUUUACGUCGUACCCAGAGCGCAAGUUCUCAGCCAGUGGAGAAACCUUCACUACUUGGGCCACAUGCCAGUGAACGUCGUGCCCAUAGCGCAGACAGGCUUCAGCAACACUACCAGCUGGCUCCAAAUUAUCAAGAGGCACAUGGAGUUUCUGCAAGGCAGCCUUCUGGAGGGAGCGGUGGCAGUCGUGGGCAAAGGAUGAGCUCCGACCAAAGUCAAUCGUCGCAAAGUGGCUUAGGCGGGGCUCCCAACGACAACAACAACAACGACCCCGGCAAUUAUCGAUCUCACGACCCUGAACAACCAUUUGACGUCAAACUGAGAAACCCAAGGGAAAAAGACUUGAUUUCUACCAAUGUCUGUAAUUUGUCACUAAUGGCCCUCAUCCACACUUUCAAAAUGGAAGGAACUGACGACUGGGGUGUUCCCGAAUGGGAAAGGCGACGCAGGCGUCAAUGGGCUGAGGUUUUGCGGGGGGAUAUAUGUAGGGUGGAGUACACCGACAAUGACCAGUGGACGGAUGCAACUAGUAAAUUCUACACUGAAAGGAGACCAAAAUUUCUAAUCCAUAACGACCCGUCAGUAGGAAACAGAUCAUUUAAGCAUGUCUUCUCACUCUUCUCCACAAUGAAUUCUGAAAUCGUUACAUUACUGGAGAAAAAUGACCAACGCAAAUUCAAAUUCCACAUAGUUCAGGAUUAUAUUGAGGGAGUUGAUGGACGGAUGGAUUUUAUCGUAAAAUUUACUCGCCGACCUCCAAUCAAUCCAGCCGAUCCUGCUAUUGAACUCAGUUUUAUGAAGCGAGCACUUGAAAUGUGA
Sycon ciliatum is the source of this 1104-nucleotide messenger RNA. RefSeq lists its product as uncharacterized. Bases 1 to 1104 code for a protein of 367 amino acids. The record is from RefSeq and is a predicted model, not a curated record. The transcript has 11 exons. Lineage: Eukaryota; Metazoa; Porifera; Calcarea; Leucosolenida; Sycettidae.